Molecule: messenger RNA, 4939 nt
Organism: Orbicella faveolata
Lineage: Eukaryota; Metazoa; Cnidaria; Anthozoa; Scleractinia; Merulinidae
Product: neuropeptide Y receptor type 6-like
Biological process (GO): G protein-coupled receptor signaling pathway
Cellular component (GO): plasma membrane
Molecular function (GO): G protein-coupled receptor activity
Source: RefSeq, a predicted model, not a curated record
UGCCGUAAAAAGUUGGGUGUUAAUUAUGGGCAAAGCCUGGAAAUGGGACCUUGAUCAAUUACAGGUAUAAUGGGCCACUGUACGACCAUUUUUGCACCAAAACUGAUAACGUUGUUUUUCAAUUUGCUACGUCAGAAUGCCGUCGAUAUCCAAAACAACCUGUGUGUGGAUAGAUCUAUUUUAGCUCUACUGUCUGCUUAUCAAGAAUAUCUUCUUACAUUUAAAUUGAUGACGUCACAAGCGGUACAAAGAGCACGACCACUCAGGACGUAUAUAUGCGCCGUUGGCAGUCACAAGGUUAAAAUACUUGGCAUGGUUCUACAUACUUUGGCAGGAGUCUAUUACUUUAUAAAAACUGUGGAUUUUAAUAAAGAUUGCUUUUGCAGUUUUAUUUUGAAUUAGAUAUUGCCAGGGAAUCCACAUAAACAUUUUUUUAAAAGAACGUACGCGAUUAGUGACUUUGAAACGCCAUUGCCGGUUUUCAUCUCACGUUGUCAUAUUUAAAAUUAAUAAAAAAAAAAUAUUGCUUACACUUCUGAGGUUUUGCUCCAUUAGAUAUGACUUGAGUUUUACAAAGUUUUUUCUUGAGGGCUCCUCAUUUUGUUUUUGGACCUCAAAAGACAGUCGCUUAGGUUAUUUCUUAAGUUUUUAAUUACUGAACAGUACUUGCAUUAGAUGAAAUAUGAAUUUCAUUGGGUUGAAACCCCGGAGUAAUAACGAUUCGUUUCAGUAGCAAAUCCGAUAACAGAUUUUUCUUUCAUUUGUACGGAAGAUAAAGGAUGAUAUCGAUAAAGAGGAUGUUGGAAAAAAAUAGAAAAUAUUGAUGGCUUGCCACCAAUCCCGAGAGAUUCAAAGAGAAGAGAUACAAAGGUCUGGCGGUGAUAUUAGAUGACAAACAAAAGGAGCUACAAUUGUAGUUAGAAAUCUUUUGUAAAUGUCAUCCAAUAUUGCGGCGAUGACGUCACGCGAGUCUAGAGCAACUUACAUCCUUCUUCGACUUGGCAAAGAUUCAUGAUAAUGCCACUGAGGGGCCAGCCAUUAAGUGCUUAUUGAUUCGCACUUACGUAUGUUGUAUUGAGUUUAAAAGCGUGAUUCCAUCAACUAUUUAUAGGAAUAUAUUAUUUAAUUGGCCAGCAUGCUGUGUUAUAUUAUUUUUGUAUCACGCUAAGAUGUAAACGAUAACUUCUACUAGGCAAUUGUCUCCCGCUAAUAGGUUACUGUAGGGAAAAGCAAUUCCCGGGGGUUUCAGAAAACAGAGCAGUUUGGUCAGGAGUUUGGUAACAAGGACGCUUUCGAGCGUGAUGCGACUAAAAUUUAGCAAAUAAUAUGGACAUUGUGUUUUCUAAGUUUUUUUUGUAAUCCGAUCUGUUUUUAUGUUUGUUUGUUAUUUUUUUAAUAUUCGGAAGCUUCUGUUUACCCUGAGGCCAAUCAGAGCCCGCGAACGCCACUGAAAACGUUGUGGUAUACAUAUGUUUCCGGUCGGUAUUUUAAUGUUAUAUCUGCUAUUUGUGCACAACUUAAUCUUGCAACCAUCAUUUUUGAGAUGACAAUUCACCGCAGUAGCUUCAACGUGCCGUAAACGUCAUUAUUCCAUUGUGUGCCGACUUUUCGAGCAACUUAUUUAAGCUGAUAUUAUAUAUAUUUUUUUUUAACGACGUAUUUAAAUAAAACAUGAUAACGUGAAUACCAGUGCGUCGUGCAGUGAAUUAAUUUUGUGAUAACAAAGCUUUCUUGGUGGUAACACUAGAGUCCUGCAGAGCUGACCCAAGCACCUGGGGAAAAGAAAUGUUACAAAGGGGAGGCAACACACUCAUGGAAAAAAUUCGGAAUAAAAGGAAAACAGGAAAAAAAAAAUAAUAAUAAUAACGCAUACCUGUUUGUCAUGUUUGCAUCAUUUGACCCCAGGCUGUUGUUCAAGCAAGAAGAUGAUGAAGCGAUAUACAUAUUAAUCUAGCUAGAAAAAAGAGUCUGUCACAUCAAUUAUACUCAUUUCUGAAGAAACAAGCGACAAUUCAUUUAAACCCAUGAUCCGUGCACUUCUUCAGUUCCAGGGAGCUGGAUCGCAAUUAUUUCAUGAUUAACCUCCUCCGUCAGCUGGAAAAAUAAGGUAAUCGGAAGUCCGCGGCAGGGAAUUGUAAACAGACUAGUUGUUAUGAAAAUUUGCAAUUUGUGAUAAUGCAUGAAUAAAUUUAAAGCUGAGAAGUGAUUUCACGAGGAGACACGUAGAAAAGCACUUAUUAAAAGUUGUUUCAUCCAGAAUUUGGCCACCCCAGAUACCGGUUCCAUAUUUUUCGUCGAGUUUCAAAAUAUACUCGUCCAUACUAAGGCCAAAGGAAAUCAGAUGAGAGUAGGUGGCACUGUGUAAACUUAGGAUGUUGCUUUUAAAUAUUUAAGACACGAUAGCUAUCAUUUGAAAGCUACGGUAAGCUGUAUUUCCAGUUCGCAGAAGACAAGAUAAACAGUCACCCAGUUUGUUACUUAAUUCAAAGGCUAAUGGAUAUCACUACAAAGUCAUCAACGACUCAAUCGUUUUGGACUAUGGGUAGUACAAAUGUUACUCGGGGACUCAGGGAAUACAGGUGUAAACCAUACCAAAGCGAUACAGACACAACUAAAGGAGUGAAAAUAUUCUGCUACUGCAUGGUACUACUGUUUUCCAUCUUUGGAAACUCUUUACUCAUUGCUGUUAUUAGGAGAAACAAGCGAAUGCAAACCAUUACCAAUUAUCUCAUAGCUAACAUGGCGGUUUCAGAUAUACUAAUAACAGUGCUGGCCGUGCCGCGGCAGAUCACAGAGAUAUUGCUUGGACCUCGGAGAUGGUUAAUUGCUGGGCUGUUGGGUUCAGUUCUCUGCAAAAGCUUGUCCUUCUUUCAAGACAUCUCAACUGGAGUAUCUAUUCUUAGCCUGGUGGUCAUGGCCAUCGAUAGAUACAGAGGAAUUGUGUUCCCUUUGCGUAGAGAACUCAUGAUGCAGCCGGCUAAACUGUGUAAAAUUAUCAUAUCGCUAAUAUGGAUAAUUUCGAUGGGUCUCCACCUGGUGUACUUUUAUAUUUUUCGUUUAGAAAUUAACGAUUCAGAAACGUACUGCGCGCUAAGCUGGGCGCCCAAAUUCGACAACACAAAGUCACAAGAAAUUUACUUUCUAAUACUAUUGGUUUGCUUGAUCGCUAUUCCGACAUGUGUAGUUAUAAUAUUGUAUUCUGCCAUUAUCCUAAAUCUCAAGAGGAGCAGAAUUGCAAGCAAGGGUCCUUCGAGUCGUCUCACAUCACGAAGGUUAAGAGAAGACACCAAAGUUGUCAGAAUCAUUAUGGCAAUACUUAUUGCUCUCGUUGUGUGUGUAAUCCCUGUCAAUGUUUGCGGUAUUUUGUUUUACUACGUUUGGGAUUGGAAAAUGCCUUGCGGCAUCGAAAACGUUGUUUUCGCGGCCCACUUUAUUCUGUAUUCAAACGCGUCAGUGAACCCAUGCAUCUAUUUCAUUCUACAUGACAGAUAUCGUCGAAGUCUAAUGGAUAUUUUGAGGGUCUUGCAUGUCGGCAAAAUCAGGGCGAUAAUGGAGGAAAACAGGACCAAACGUGAAACAAUGAAGCUAAAAGAUUCUCAAGUCUGAAACAAUUAGUCUUUCUAUCUAGUUAUGACUUGGCGGUAUCCCAGAGUUAUCAAAAAGACAGAAAGAAAAGAACAAAACAAAAGGAAAAAACUUCGGCUUUAAUGAAUUGGGGAUCGUAGAUCAUUAUACUUCACAAUUCAUAAGCAUUGUAGACUCUCUAAUGUUUGUAUUUCAGUUUUCAAUGACAAGCUCUUCACCGGUGUGAUUGUUAUUAUAAUCAUUUUUUUUCAGUAUUGACCGGAAAAGAUUGUUAGUAUCAGUUACAAAAUCGAACGGACGUGCAACAUCAGUGACCUCAGUUACAAAAUAAACAAUAUCAAACAAUUUGUGUUGCUGGUUGACUCAAGGAGAGUUUCGGAUGCUCAAACGGAUGUAUUUCAUAAGUAAGAGUUUACAACCGCCCGGAGGUCGUGAUUGAAUCAAGACCUCAGGCGAUUUUAAAGCCCAUGAUUAACAUUUGUUUUCGUCUUUCCGCGCAGACUCAAAGUUCUUUCUACAAAAACUGAUUAGCCCAACCAAAAAAUGAGCACUCUGCGCAUGCUCAAAAUUUGGAUCCGACCUAAGACGCCUUUUUUCUGCGCUAAAUAACAGGACGGCGGCCUCUGAGGUCGAUUGGCUAACUUGCCUCUCAUUCUAUAUUAUCUCCGUUUCUCGGGACAGAUAAAUGUACGAAGAUCUAAUCAGCACUGACACUUUUUGUACAGCAUGGAACUUCCAAUAAUAUCCGAAAAAUAAAGUAAAAUAACAAUAAACCCAUCGCGCGACGAAAAAACUACAAAGACUUUAUUGAACAUUCAAAACACAGCUGAUACAGAGAGCACAUCUGUGUUAAUAACAUGUUUGCAAAGACUUCUCUAUCUAAAACGCCAUAAAACUACCCGAAUUACAAAGUUUGUUGUCCGAUAAUGUUUACGUGAGUGCGACAUUGCCUUUUCCACUAAAAAAGUCGUAACUGAAUGAAACUAUUAUCAGAUUGUUUUUUCGAGGAACAGAGAGGACAAGCUUUUAUUUCUAAUAAUAGGCAGUAAAGAGUCUUCGGAUCACGAGUAACGCAAAGCACAACGAAUAAAACUAAUUAACUCGCAUGCGGGCCACAAACAAAAAAUCCUUUUACUACACAUGACGACCCUACGUUAUCUACGUUCUACCAUCCUUUUACGCAUUUUUUUUCCUUUUCACGGUACUUUUUCGAUAUUAACAUAAUUGAUAUGUCGUUUCAAUUGUUUGUACGUGUCAGUGACCAACACGAAAGCCUUUGCUACUUUGGUCACUGAGCACAUUUCAUUUUGGCUAUUCACUGUUAUAUUUCUUUUCUCUUUUUAAUUAAUGUAAU